This is a messenger RNA of Pungitius pungitius (ninespine stickleback), 4582 nucleotides long. RefSeq names its product oxoglutarate dehydrogenase L (gene ogdhl). Gene Ontology annotation, molecular function: thiamine pyrophosphate binding; oxoglutarate dehydrogenase (succinyl-transferring) activity. Gene Ontology annotation, biological process: tricarboxylic acid cycle. The record is from RefSeq and is a predicted model, not a curated record. Lineage: Eukaryota; Metazoa; Chordata; Actinopteri; Perciformes; Gasterosteidae. The transcript has 23 exons. Gene Ontology annotation, cellular component: oxoglutarate dehydrogenase complex; mitochondrion. The coding region runs from base 130 to 3189 and encodes 1019 amino acids.
AUUUAAAUUGACGUUGAGGGAUUAGCGGUCGAGGGGAAUUAGACCCAGGAUGAAAUAGGCCACGCUUGGGGCAGUGAAUCCGCCACUGUAGCGUCGAAGAAGCACGCAAAGCAUCCCGCGGGAAAAGCUAUGAGUCAGCUGCGGGCCCUGGCGGCCGUGCUGAGGGGGGGCGGUGUCGGUGUCGGAGGGAGUCCGUGGCUGCGAUGGGGUGGAGGAGGUGCACCGGCCGGCCGCUGGGUUGAACCCAGGAGAGGUUGCCCCUCCGGGGCCGCGCCCGUCCUCUCCGCGGCGGCCCGUGGCUCCAGCUACGUGGAGCAGAUGUACCUGGCCUGGCUGGAGGAUCAUACAAGUGUCCACGAGUCUUGGGACAAAUUCUUCCGCAACAUCCAGGCCUCCGGUCCGUCUGGCGAGGCGGGUGAGAGACGCCCCUCCGCUCUGCUCCAGGGCCGAGCGCUGUCCCACUCACCAGACACGGCACACAAAGUGGUGGAGGACCACCUGGCCGUGCACAGCCUCAUUAGAGCUUACCAGAUUCGUGGUCACCAUGUUGCCCAGUUAGACCCUCUGGGAAUCUUGGAGGCUGACCUGGACUCUUUUGUUCCCUCCGACCUGAUCACCACUAUCGAUAAAUUAGGGUUCUACAGUCUCAAUGAGUCUGACUUGGACAGAAGCUUUCAACUUCCCCCCACCACAUUCAUCGGAGGAGGAGACAACCCUCUUCCUCUUAAAGAGAUCAUACGCAGACUAGAGAUAUCCUACUGCGGUCACAUAGGAGUUGAAUACAUGUUCAUUAACAAUGUGGACCAAUGUCAGUGGAUCCGUCAGAAAAUUGAGACUCCGGGAAUAAUGCAGUUCAGCAAUGCAGAGAAGAGGACUUUGCUGGCCCGCCUGAUCAGAUCCACGCGGUUUGAGGACUUCCUGGCCAGAAAGUGGUCAUCCGAGAAACGUUUUGGUUUGGAGGGCUGUGAAGUGCUCAUCCCUGCCCUUAAAACCAUGAUUGAUACAUCGAGCGCUGCCGGAAUCGACAACGUGAUCAUGGGGAUGCCUCAUCGGGGUCGACUGAAUGUUCUGGCCAACGUGAUCCGUAAGGACCUGGAUCAGAUCUUCUGUCAGUUUGACUCCAAGUUAGAGGCUGCUGAUGAGGGGUCGGGUGAUGUUAAAUACCAUCUUGGGCUGUACCACGAGAGGAUUAACCGUGAGACAGACAAGAACAUCACUCUGUCACUCAUGGCCAACCCCUCGCACCUGGAGGCAGUGGAUCCCGUGGUUCAGGGCAAGGCCAAAGCUGAGCAGUUCUACAGAGGAGACACUCAGGGCAAGAAGGUGAUGUGCAUCUCGAUUCAUGGCGACGCUGCUUUUGCUGGACAAGGAGUUGUGUAUGAGACUUUCCACCUGAGUGAGCUCCCCUCCUACACCACACAUGGUACAAUCCAUGUGGUGGUCAACAACCAGAUUGGCUUCACCACAGACCCUCGGGUGGCCCGCUCCUCCCCCUACCCCACCGACGUCGCUCGGGUGGUCAACGCGCCCAUCUUCCACGUGAAUGCCGACGACCCCGAGGCCGUCAUGUACGUCUGUCGGUUGGCUGCAGAGUGGAGGAGCACCUUCAACAAGGACGUGGUCGUUGACCUGGUGUGUUACAGACGGUUCGGCCAUAACGAGAUGGACGAGCCCAUGUUUACCCAGCCGCUCAUGUACAAACAGAUCCGCCGGCAGCAGCGUGUUGUGAGAAAGUACUCCGACAGACUGAUUGCGGAGGGAGUGGUGACACUGCAGGAAUUUGAGGAAGAAGUUGCCAAAUAUGACAAGAUAUGUGAGGAGGCAUACAGAAGCUCCAAGGAUGAAAAGAUUUCACACAUUCGCCACUGGCUCGACUCCCCGUGGCCUGAUUUCUUCACAGCUGAGGGAGAACCCAGGAGCAUGAACUGUGUCCCCACAGGACUGAGUGAGGAAGUCCUGCAGCACAUCGGCCAGGCGGCCAGCUCGGUGCCUCUGAAAGACUUUAAAAUCCAUCCUGGUGUGUCUCGCAUCCUGCGUGGCCGAGCUGAACUGGUGAAGAGCCGGCAGAUGGACUGGGCUCUGGGAGAGUACAUGGCCUUUGGCUCCCUUCUCAAAGAUGGCGUUCAUGUACGGCUCAGUGGUCAGGAUGUAGAGCGAGGCACCUUUAGUCACCGUCAUCACGUCCUGCAUGACCAAGGGGUGGACAAACGCAUCUCUGUUCCCAUGAAUCACCUGUGGGCCAACCAAGCUCCUUACACUGUCUGUAACAGCUCCCUGUCAGAGUAUGGAGUGCUGGGUUUUGAACUUGGCUUCGCCAUGGCGAGUCCAAAUGCUCUGAUCCUCUGGGAGGCCCAGUUUGGAGACUUUCACAACACAGCCCAGUGUAUCAUUGACCAGUUCAUCAGCCCGGGCCAGGCCAAGUGGGUCCGCCACAAUGGUAUUGUCCUCCUGCUGCCACAUGGGAUGGAAGGAAUGGGCCCAGAACAUUCGUCAGCUCGACCUGAACGUUUCCUACAGAUGAGCAAAGAUGAUCCCGAUCACUUCCCUGAGUAUAAUGGAGAUUUUGAGGUCCAGCAGCUGUAUGACUGUAACUGGAUUGUGGUAAACUGCUCAAAGCCUGCUAAUUACUGUCAUGUGCUCAGACGGCAGAUUCUGCUACCAUUCAGAAAACCGCUGAUCAUUUUCACUCCAAAGUCUCUGCUGAGGCACCCGGAUGCAAGGUCCAGUUUUGACGAGCUUGCUGACGGCACUAAAUUCAAAAGGUUGAUUCCAGACGAGGGCCCUGCGGCUCAAAACCCAGAUCAAGUGAAGAGGGUGAUUUUCUGUACCGGCAAAGUCUACUAUGAACUGGCUAGAGAGAGGAGACAGCUGAAACUGGAGGGAGACAUUGCCAUCAUCAGACUUGAACAGAUCUCUCCUUUCCCGUUCGACCUGGUCAGAGCAGAGCUGGAGAAAUACACCAAUGCUGAGCUGGUCUGGUGUCAGGAGGAGCACAAGAACAUGGGUUACUAUGACUACGUCCGACCGCGUUUACUCACAGUGGUGGCCGACAGAAAGCCAGUUUGGUAUGUGGGACGGGACCCUGCAGCUGCUCCUGCGACAGGGAGCAAGUUCACCCACCUGAAUGAGCUGAAGAGGUUCAUGGACACGGCGUUCAACCUGCGUGCCUUCCACGGGAAGGAGUUGUAACGAGAUCAGAAACGGACCAGAGGUGCACUUUGACCUCCAACCAUUAUUAUUUAUUCAUUUCUUGAUUUUGUGUUUUUAGUAAAUAUAGUUUCUGGUUUCAUCAAGUAAUAAUCUUAUGUGAAAAAAAACUUUGAGCUUGUUUAUUUAUGCCCGGAUUAGACGGCACAACAUUUAUGUUAAUUUAUAUGCUCGUUAAGUCAGUUUUAGAAAGCCGUCAUUGUUCAAACUGAUCAAUAAUAGCUUGCAGUCUUUCACGACCUGAAAGAACUAUGAUAAGAAAACCAUUAUGAAGCACAACUAAGCGAGACAAACAAUUGAACGCACUACUCUACGGCAGAGUCCUCGCUAGUAUCCCAACACUGUGCCACGGGAAAGAACAAAAAAUGAUGGCCCUUUGUUACAUCCUCAGUUUAGAAAAGGGACGCUCCCACUUUUACAGGCCAAUUACAUGUGGUUUGAUCUGCCCUUUAUUCAAUAAUCGCCAUGUCUGCAGGACCCUUGGAACAGAAUUAGUAUAAUGUGUGUGUGUGUGUGUGUGCGCCACAAAGAGUCGUCUAAAGAGAACAAGACACAAAGACUGUCGGCCUCUAAACUGUGACACAAUACCGUAAUUUAAAAAUACAACAGAAUAUAACAAACAGCAAACAAACGUUGCGUGAUUGUCCCCAAGUUGUUGGUGAAGAAGCAACGAUAGCUUCUUGUCACCCUGCAAAAUGUAGAUUUUUGAGAAUCACGGUUAUUGGAGAAGCUUUAGCGCCGUAGAUACCCCUAUUGCUGCAAUGCUAAAUGCUAGUAUACAAUAGUAGUUUGUAUUUGUGUAGAUCUUUGUAGGUGAGUAACAGAAGCAAUGAGAGCCACGCAAAACACCAACUGGUGUAAUUUAACCAUCAAUGUAAGAUACAUAUCUCAGGUUUAAAAUGUAUCACAUCAGUGGGUUUAGAGUGUAUUUGCUUCGGCUACCUUAGCUGUAAGUGAAGGAGUGAGUAUUUAUCGUCACACCUCAGUUCACCAGGAGACGUGAGCCAGCUGGCAAAGCGACUUGCAGCCUUGUUUUCCAUUUGGGACAUAAGGCUCACUUUCCUCUUUGGAGUGUCAGGGAUGCGCACACAUAAAUACAGGGACGCUUUGGAUGCUUUCAGAGCAACAUUGACGCUCGGUUGUCACAUUAAAAUCCCGAGGUAUCGCUAUAAGUUACCACUGUGCUUAGAAAGCUUCCUGUUCAGCUUUAAUGUAAUUUACCUUUUUUCACUUUUAGCUGUGAAAUUUAACCAUAAGCAAUGUUACAUAUCUAAUACGUUUAAGGAAGGAUAAUGUGUUAAUUAUUUUAAAAAAAAAUGUACACAUAUUGUGAGCGCUGAGAUAUGCAAUGAAAUAUGCAAUAAAAUAUAUGUAC